GGCGGCAAGAGUUUCUGGUUAGCUCAUUGUUUCUUUUGGAUUUGAUGGUUGACCUGACGACACGAGGUCAGUCCUUGGAGGAUUGCACGCUCUUGCAUCGAAGUCACGAAUGCGUGAGCACGGAGAGGUAGGAGUUCUGCCAGUUGUUCUCAGCUUGACAGGCAGACAUGGAGGAGGAACGCUACCAAGAUCAAGUUGCACUGUCGAGUGGUGUAGAUCCAGCCGAGGGAACGAUCGAUGGCGACCCCGGGACUCGCCGGGAUGAUGCUGCAACCCUUGCCAAGUGGUAUUAUCUCGACGAAGAGCAACAGGCCCAGGGUCCCUACUCACCCUCUCAGCUUCAAGAGCUCUUCUCUCUAGGUUAUAUUCAGUACGCAACAAUGCUAUGGGCAGAAGGGCAAACAGAGUGGUCUCCUCUCUCCAACUUACCUGAAUUGUAUAGUUUUAUGUUCUACUACAACAGUUUGGACCUUUCAUCUGCUGCUGCGGCUGACAGCUGUGCGGGAACUGCCUUAUCUUCACUGGCCGCACAGUCAGAGGACUGCGGUUCAGCACACGAGCAAGGAACGGGACUCUACGAGGCUCCUGUGCAGGUCGGCGGCAAUGGGAGCAGAGAACAUAUGGCUUGUGGCGAGGAUAAUCGCGAGCGAUUGUAUGCAGAUGGCGAGAGCGUUGCAGCGACUGGCAGCAGGCCAUCUAAUGUUGGUUCGGCCACGAAGAUGAGCGGAGGUGAGUCUUCCGCCAAAGAAGAAGAAGAAGAAGAAGAAGAAGCUGGGAUGGAUGCAAGACUUGGGCAGGCGAACAACGUAUCGAGGGCUGGCGAAGGCGAUGUUGGCCCUGCGGAUAGCCAAACGCAGGUAGCAGUGAGUGAUUUGUCUGACAUGGCUAUGCCAUCUGAAGCUGAUGUCCCUGAUCCAGAUGAGGAGCUGAGAAGAUUUAAGGAGGAGAUGCGCCGAGUGGAGAUUGAGGCGGAAGCUGCAAAGCGGACUGGAAAAAGGGCUCGGGAAGGUGGUAAGAAAGGAGGAGAUGAAGUGCCAGCUGAAAGUAGUGAAGAGGACGAGGAUGGAGAAGAGGAAGCACGAGAUCGGGUUUGUCGCGACGAUGACCCUCCAGAUGGAGAGGAGAUGUUUGUGGAUGACGAUGGUACCAUCUAUAAAUGGGAUCGUUCAGCAAGGGUAUGGGUUCCCCAGUCUGAGGACACUCCAGUCUAUCGGCCGGAGGAUAUGGUGUAUGUUGCGGAGGAGGAAGUGAUCCCGAGCUUGACGGAGGCGGACGAUGACCAGCCAACCGUUCCGGAGCCAGUGGGCGCUGGCGCUGUCCAGAAGGGGGCGAAUUCGAAAGCAAACGACGAGGGGGGGAAGUCAAACCCAGGGGAUGGAGCAUCAACAGGGCCGUUGAAGAACAAGCAGCAGCAGCAACAGGACGGGUGGUUUGAAUUGAAGGUGAACACGCAUGUGUACGUGACGGGGUUGCCGCUGGAUACAACAGUAGACGAGGUUGCUGAAGUCUUCUCCAAGUGUGGACUCAUUAAGGAGGAUCCAGAAACGCACAAGCCGCGGAUCAAGCUGUACGUCGACAAGAACAGUGGACGACAGAAGGGUGACGGCCUCGUUACCUACCUUCGCGAACCGUCGGUGGAGCUUGCGCUAAAGAUUCUCGAUGGGACAUCUUUAAGAGUGGGAAGUGACCUGUUGAUGUCGGUAACACAAGCGAAGUUCGAGCAAAAAGGCGAGACCUUUGUGAAGAAAACGGGGGGCAACAAGCGAAAGAAAAUGAAACUCAAGAAUCAGGAAGAGAAGUCUCUUGGCUGGUUCGGUUUCGAUGAUCGGCCUAGAACGAAGGGUAUGAACGUCGUCCUGCGAAAUAUGUUUUCUGUUGACGAACUGACUGCAGAUCCCUCCUUGAUCGCGGAGUUGGAGAGCGACGUCUCUGAAGAGUGCCGCAAGCUGGGCCCGGUCCAACGCCUCAAGAUUUACGACAAGCAUCCGGACGGAGUUAUUCUCAUCAAGUUUGCGGAUAAGCAAGCAGGACUCAAGUGUAUCGAGUUGAUGAAUGGCAGAUGGUUUGGGGGACGGCAAGUGCAUGCGAAGGAAGACGACGGUCUUACCGAUUAUGGGUUGGUGCGGGAGUCUUUUGAAGCAGAGCAGGCGCGGUUAGAGAAAUUCAAUGCUGUGCUGGAAGCAGAUACAUAAAGCAAUGCCGGGCGCAGCUUUCAAACGAUCGUCUCGCCGCUCGAGUAAGAGGAGGGAGGGACAACACAGCAGGGUGCAUUUUCUUCUCGGCUACUCUUCAAUUUUUUUUUACGUCUCUGCUUGUUGCAGUCAGGAUGUGCGGCUCUUCGUUUUCGCUCACAAGUCGCAGUCUUCUUCGAGCUUUUCUUGUCAUCAGAUUUCUUUCCUCGUCUCUUAAUGUAGGUCUGUAGUUGCACAUCUACAAAGUGUUACGUGCUGUAAACGAUGACGGGUGUAGCCGACUGGUGUAUAAGAGAACACACGACGAACACGGGUACACGAUAUGAUGUUACGCCGUUUGCGGAGCAGUUGUUGUCAGCCUGAGAGGCAAUCCUGUGCCAAAUACAUAAAAGAGUGUUGCGGGCUUGUGCAGGACGGAUUUUGGAACGAGAUCGUGCGGUUGAAAUCGUCCGCCGGACAAUGUACGAUUGUUUUUCAUCGCAGCUUUUCGGGAGACCAAAAAAGAAACACUUGCCACAGCGAGAUGUCGAUUGACUUUUCGUUGGCGGUGUCGCCUGUUUCCUUUAGUCCCUUCUCCCUCCAUGGCUUUGCCAGUCUGUCUGAAAUUUUCUCUCUCCUUGACGAAUCUGUCUUCUGCUCUUUUGAGAUAUCCCUGCUUUCUCU
This is a messenger RNA of Chara braunii, 2855 nucleotides long. NCBI's taxonomy places the organism in Eukaryota, Viridiplantae, Streptophyta, Charophyceae, Charales, Characeae. The record is from the annotation of a GenBank genome assembly.